AUGAGCACCGACAACGCACAGGCCGCAUCCGGCGCUGCUGGCGCGACCGCGAGCGACAAGUCCGCCGGCGACAGCGGCAGUAGCAACAGCAAAGUGAAUGCGAUUUGGCAGCAGCUCAAAAGCGCGCACGGCGCCCCGAAAGCGCAAGGCGUCAACUUCAACAAGCUUUGGCAUGGCUUCCACAGCGAUUCCGCACAGGGCAAAGUAAAGCCCGGCACCACCAAGUCCGCGCCAGAACGCGGCAUCCAUCAGCCUACCCCGGACCCCGUCGCCCCAAAGCAUCUCCAGCCCCAGCCCCAGCCCCAGCCCCAGCCCCUUCAACCUUCCAUCAGCUCCAAGCCGGAUGCCAACACCGCGCUGCAGCUGGUGGCACGUUGCGUGGCCGGGCUCAAGGACAGCUCCCAGGCAGCCCGCCGCCGGGCCCUGCAGGACGUGCAGGUACCGGCUGAGUCCGUGCACUCCUGGCGCUGGGGACGCCAGCAGGGAGUGGCGACCUCCCUUCUGGACAACCCUGCCCUCAGCGAGCAGUGGCUGACGGAGCGGCUGGAGGGGGACGGGCUGGGUAAGGCCCUCCUGCGCCGCUUCGACGACCCCUCGGACACGUGCCGGGAGAUGGCGGUGACAGGGCUGUUGAGGCUGCUGCAGGCGGCACCGGGGGCAGUGCUGUCGCUGCUGCCGUACGCCUUCCCUGUAGUUUCGGAACGUGUACGACACAGGGAGGAGAGCAGCAAGACCCUGACUGAGCCCUGUGAGGAGGUCCGGGUGGCGCUGGCCAGGUUGCUCCGCUGCUUGGUGACGCUGGCGGGGAAGUCGUUCGGGGGUUACGCGGGGGAGGCGGUGGAGCUGGUGGGGGCCCUAUGUGAGGACCCCUUUCACGUGGUGCAGGAGGAGGCGUGUGGGGUGGUAGUGGACAUGAACGAUGUGCUGGGUUUGCGGCUCCAGCCCGUGGCUCGGCAGCUGGUGGCGGCGGUGCUGCCUCUCACCACCGCGAAGAGGCACCGGGUGCGGGUAGCGGCGCUGCAGGCGCUGAGGCCCACCAUGCACCAGGGCGCCCAUGAGAUGAUUUUAGAGAUGGUGGCCUGGCGGGACCCCAACGUCAUUCCCGUCAAGGCUUUCUACGGAGAUGACCUCAAAGUGAACUUCUGCGGCAAGCUGGCUGCCGACCCCCACCCUGCCGUACGGCGGGAGUUCCUUGCGGUGGUGGGCGACUGGAUGACAGGUUUGCGGGAAAGACUGGAUCACGAGUCCCGACUGCUGCCCUUCGUGCUGUCCGCCCUCAACGAUGAGGCGCCGGAAAUACAGGCCGACGCGGUGGGGCUGCUGGAGCGGUUAGGGAUCCAGUACGAGCAAGAUCAUGAAAAAGACCUCAAAGACGCAUUGUCGUACUUGCCAGAGGAAGCCCACGGCAUCGGCUGGCAGGCGCCGGGUGCGGCGGGCUAUGUGUACGGCACUAUUGCGGCUGGAGAAGAAGCAACUGUCAACGGCGGCCGCGCCGUCUUUGUGCUGCCCGGGCCCCUCCGCGGCCGGCCCCGUCUGGGCACUCGCCGCCUCGUGCAGUCGAACUUUGGUCGCGUGGUGGGCGCCCUGAGCGAGGAGCUGGUGUCGUGGCUGGUGGAGGCGCGGCGGCGUGCAGCUGCCCUGCUGCGGACGGAGCUGGUGCUGGUGGAGGAGUGGAGCGAGCAACACCUGCACCUGGUGAUACCGGCACUGACGAAGGUGACCCUUCUGAACGCAGAAGAACACGGGUGGAGCUGGGGUUUGAGGGGGGCCAUCACCGACCCCGAGGUGCGGUCCCUCAUUCGGGACUGUUGCGCCGUCAUCGGAGCCUUCACAGACCCGGAGCUGGCGUUACAGCUGCUACAGCCGCGGCUGAUGGAUGAGGCGAUGGCGGAUUUGGGGCACCGGGCGGCGGCACUGGAGGUGCUGGCGUGUGUCAUAAGGGGUGCGGGUCCUCGUCGUACCAUGGAUCCGCACCUGGGUGCCGUACUGGAGCUCUUGACUGCGGAGUCCCUCAUCACGUGCGAGGAUAGCAGAAUACGAAAGGCCCUUCUGGAGGUGGUUGAGCAGUUGGUGGCCACUUGCGGCCCGGCAUGCAACCGCCAUAACUCCCAACUGCUGUGGCUGUGUUUGCAUCUGAGAGCGCCGGGGAGGGAAGCCACGGCUCUCCAGCCGCCACCGCCGGCAGUAGCAGCACCGGCAGUAGCAGCGCUCGGGACUCCGGGAGAGGCGGCGGCGGCGAUGGAAUCGGGCACUGGCGGCGGGGGCGGCCCCGGCGGGGCGGUGGUGGAGGCUUCGCUACUGCCUCGCCUCGCUGAGGUGUGCGGUUUCAGCGGCGGCGUGGAUGAGAUGAUGGAGGCGCACCGGGCGGAGCUGCUGGCACAGUUGGACCCCAGCAGCUCCCCCAACGUGCUGCUGGCGACUGGCGUCCUCUGCCGUCUCAUUCUGCCGUACAGCUCCUUGUCGUACCUGCUGUACCUCCCCGAUGAGGUUCUUGGACGCGUCCUGCCCCCGGAGCCGCCCUCCAACCAAACCACCUCCCCCCUCACCACCACGCCUAUGGAGCUCGACGACAACAACAACGACAACGACCAAGACGCUGACGGCGACGCCGGCAGGGCGGCGGCAGUGGCGGCAGCGGUUGAAGAAGCCGCCACUGACGCCAUGGAGGAGGACGGUGCUGGCAGAGCAGCGGCAGCGGCAACGGCGGCACCAUCACCGUCUGGCCGUCGGCUGGACUUAUAUCAGCAUCCGCACGCCCACUCCCGUUCCCGCUCGAGCUGGCUCUGGUUCUGGCAGUCCACCAGCACCAGCGCCGUGUUGUCGCACCUGAAGGCGGACCUGACCUCCUGGCUGCCCCGGCAACCGCGAUGUGCCAUGAUGUGUCUCAUCAGCCUGGAGGCGUGUCUCAACAACCUGCCGGUACGAGACCAGCCAACGGCAGCGGCAGCGGCGCCGCUGCCACCGCCUGACGAGCAGCUGGCGACGGUUCUUAUCCUUGCACUUGGGGCCUGUAAAGAUCUCAGUCCGCCGGCGUUGCUGGCGGCGCUUCGAUGCGCACACGCUGCGUUGCGGCGACGGCUCCUGGCGGCCUUGACCACCACCAGUGCCGCUGCUGCCGCCAAUGCCCCUGCCAGCGGCGGCGGCGGCGGCGCACUUCACACGCCACCUCCGCCAGCGCCAGUGCAUGUGCGGUUGUGGAGUCAGCUGGUUCAGCGGCUGGCCGACUGCAUGUCGCUGGUCGGUAGCGCGGCGUGCCGGUUGCAGGCGUGCAACGUCCUUGAGAUGCUGGUGGGGUGUCCCGACGCUGCUGCAGCAGUGCUGCUUAGCUACUAUGGCGACGACGACAAGGGUGGUUGUGAUGGCGAUGUUGAUGGUGGUGAUCACGAUGACGGUGAUGGUGGUGUGCCCGCCUUACAGACCAUCUGCACUGCGAUCUCGUCCAGACUGUACGAUGCUGCGGAUGAGGUUCGUUGUGCGGCGCUGGCGCUGGCGCGGCAGGUGGUCGUGCUGGUCGCGUCGGCGUCGCAGGAGGGAGGACGAGGAGCGGCGGGAGGAGGUUCCCUGGAGGGCAUCGGCAGCGGGAGAGGCGGCGGCGCAGUGACACGGCUGUUGACCGAGAUAUCGCAGCUGCGGGAUGUGUCGCCCGGUAGCGGCUUUUACGACGAGUGGCAUGCGUUUCACGGCUGGAUGGAGCAGCUAGGGCGAUAGGUGAUGAUAGCGCAGUACGCACGUGUUUUGUCGAUGCUACAGUCGUAUGACGCGACAAUGAGGAGGCUUGUCGUUGUGUGUGUGUGUAUAUGUGUGUGUGUAUGUGCGUGUGUAUGUGUGUGUAUUUAUUACAUCUGCCCGGCACCUAACCAUACCUCAUCGGGGCGACCCCCGAAGCAUUCCGCUCCAGUUGCGGAGGGGCACAUGUAAAUCCAACCACAU
Volvox carteri f. nagariensis is the source of this 3930-nucleotide messenger RNA. RefSeq lists its product as uncharacterized. Lineage: Eukaryota; Viridiplantae; Chlorophyta; Chlorophyceae; Chlamydomonadales; Volvocaceae. The transcript has 13 exons. The coding region runs from base 1 to 3708 and encodes 1235 amino acids. The record is from RefSeq and is a predicted model, not a curated record.